GAUCAACAAAGCGUUUGAAUACCCUCGUAGCAACGGGGGAAGUGGCCAGCAUUAAGAUAUUGUUUUUGUUUUUUUUUUACAGCGCAAAUAAUGAUAUUUCAAGUUGACGUAUGCGCGGACUUCAGUGACAGAAACUUCUGGGGAGCUCUGGUUGCUCUGUAGGUGCCGCAGGCAGGCAGGCAGGCAGUCAGUCGGCGGGCGUCAUCGUUUCUGUUGUUUUGACGGCGCAAACCCGUGAAGCGACCAAUGAGUCAGCAGCUGAUCGGGGUUAAUUUUACCUAACCAGCCUAGAUAUAUAUAUAUAUAUAUUUAUAUAUACAUAUAUAUAUUUAUAUAUAUAACGAUAACAGCCCUGGUGAAAACAUCUGCAAAAGAGGGGUAACCUAACAAUGGCAGUUCCAGUAGCUGCAUUGCAACUGAGCACAUCAUCCAGCCCGGUUCUGCUGGAGCACAACGUCCACAUCAGCGACAGAGAUUUGGGAAGGAUUUCAAGUAACAGUGAAAACGACACUCUGCCUUUGCAUUCUCCGUGGACCUUCUGGCUUGAUAGAUCUCUACCAGGAACAACGGCUGCUGAAUGUGAGUCAAACUUGAAGAAAAUCUACACUGUGGAGACUGUCCAGAACUUUUGGAGAGUUUACAACAACAUACCCGGUGUCUCCAGCUUACCACUGAGAUGUAGCUAUCAUCUGAUGAGAGGAGAAAGGAAACCACUCUGGGAAGAAGAAAGCAAUGCUAAAGGCGGUGUUUGGAAAAUGAAAGUACCGAAAGAGUGCACUUCUGUUGUAUGGAAGGAGUUGCUGUUGGCUACUAUUGGAGAACAGUUCAGUGAUUAUUGUGCAUCAGACGAUGAAGUGGUCGGUGUCAGUGUCAGUGUAAGAGACAGAGAAGAUGUCGUUCAGGUCUGGAAUGGAAAUGCUUCUUGUGCUAACGAGUCAAACAUCUUAGGAAGGAUCUAUGAGCUUCUUCCGCAAAUACCUUUUAAGGCAGUGUUUUAUAAACCACAUGAGGAGCACCACGCUUUUGAAGGAGGGCGAUCAAGACAUUAGCACAUUUUGCACAUCAGAAACACGGAGAUAUACGAUAUUUUUCUUUGCUUAUGAACUUGUUUCAGACUAUAAUAUAUGGGCAAAUUUUGAAGCAAUUGAGUUCAUAGUUGCUUAUCAUCUUAAUUACCUCGAAGUAUAGCCCACGUAUUAAUAAACUCAGUCGAUGCAAUUUCCCAUCUUCUGAGCACUACUGUCAUUCAUAACAAUAUCCAAAAUACUUUUAUUUUAGCCAAAUGCAAAAAGGAAUUUUAGUUUAAUUUUAUCAAUGGCAGUGUUUGUAUGUUUUUAUACUGCAGAGUUUUGCAAAAACCGUAACUAGAACAGCAGAUCAUGUACAGUCAGGUUUUUUUUAGAGGUAUUUUAGCAUAUUUUGUGCAGUUUCCUGAGCACAGACAAAGCCAGGUCUCGGAAUUAAAUCUCAUUUUUUGGAUCUAAGAGGAGGCCUAGUUCCACAAAGCAAACCCCUUUUCUUAACAAUACAUUACAAGGCUUUUCUAGUCAGCUCUUUUCUCUGUUUUGUAUGUAACAGCUAAAAUACUAUUGCCUGUACAAGAAAACAUAAAUAUUUAGUAUGCUGUAAUGCUAAUAUAUGAACAGAGAAUUGCACCUUAUUUUUUUAUUUUCUUCUUUAGUAUACGAGAGAAGUAUGAAAGGAAUAUGUUCUUGUUACAAUAAAAUGACCUCAGUACACAAAACAUCAUUAGUAGAUGCUGAGAGAUAUAUGCAAUCAUUUCUAUUCUGUAGAAUUUGUGGCAAAUUUGCAGUGGUGUUGUUGUCCUAAAUCAAGCACUUUCUUUCUUACUGUAUAUGUAAAACAUCAGAUAGUCCCUCCAGGAUCAUAUGGACUUGUGAUAACUGAGACCAAAUACAAUUUGGCUUUGUGUCACCUUUUCUGAUGAAAGUGUGAAGCUGUUUUUCUUUUUGUUCAUUUGUUAUGAGUUUCUCUUUUCUGCUUUUUAAUACUAGCUGAGAAAUGUGGAUGACAAAGUUGAAAUUCUAUGUUUUUACGUGUUCAUAUGACCAGAGUUAAAUUUCUGAAACCUGCCCUUUGUGAAGCAAAUGAAACUGUCCCCAGGAACAAUAAACGAGUGACAGAGAGAAACCUGUCACAUGGGCACAAAAAAUAAAGAUGUUGCUCUUUCGGGGCUAUUUUAAUGAAUUUGUACAAAUCACUGGUGUUUGCUGCAGUUAUGCAGUCAGUGCAGCAGGGUCAAAUCUGUUUGAAAUAAGUUAAUAAGAGAUGGUUUGCUACUGCUGCACCAAAACAAUUUCAGUGUCUCAAAUCCAUAGAUUUAAAGGUUGGUUUUUUUUUUUUUUUGUGGUCUUAUAUCUAAUAGGUUGUAUUUAUGUUAUUGAAAUUUAGGAAGAUUAACUAUUAUACAUGUCACCAGAGGCACCUUUGCCGUCUGUUUCGGUCUGAGACAGUGUAUGAGUGAGGGAGUGAGAUUGUCUAAUCUAGGCUGCAUAGAACAGAGCAGAUUUUCUUGAAUGCUGGUACUACAAUACUAAGACAUUGUAGGCAGUCUUUUCAGAGAUAUGGAGUAUGCAUUGAAAUCCACAAAAAAACACUGCUGUGAUUCAUCAAUCAAAUCAAAUAUUUAAGUAUUUAUAAUGCUGGUGUCUCUACAACGCAAGAAUAAUCACAGAAUUUAGUUUUCACACCACUGACUUUUCCAAGCCUGCUUUACCUUCCUUGUAUUUUUUUAUGUAAUGAUUUUAAAAGUACAUACUGUAGGAUAAGAGAAAAACAAUACUGUCCACCUGCACAUGCACAGUUCACCACUCGCUGCAGAUCUCAGACCUUGUAUCCAAAUGUUGAUCUCUGAUGGUGCCUUGUGUUCACCAGCAGCUCAGAAUGUUACAGUCAUACGUGUUCAGCAUGUUGGACUUGUAUCUGUCAUGUUUCUCUGUUAGUUUUAUGUGUUGUUUGAAAAAUAA
Messenger RNA from Xiphias gladius (swordfish), 2987 nucleotides. RefSeq names its product eukaryotic translation initiation factor 4E type 3. Lineage: Eukaryota; Metazoa; Chordata; Actinopteri; Istiophoriformes; Xiphiidae. Gene Ontology annotation, molecular function: RNA 7-methylguanosine cap binding; translation initiation factor activity. The transcript has 8 exons. Gene Ontology annotation, biological process: translational initiation. Gene Ontology annotation, cellular component: eukaryotic translation initiation factor 4F complex. The record is from RefSeq and is a predicted model, not a curated record. The coding region runs from base 390 to 1049 and encodes 219 amino acids.